AUGUCUCACCCAUUCACUGCACCAACAGUGGCUAAGACAUUCCUAGACCACAUCUACAAGCUUCAUGGCCUACCAGAGAGCAUCAUUUCUGAUAGGGACAAAAUCUUUACAAGCUCUUUCUGGAAAGAACUAUUUAAGUUGAUGGGGGUUCAACUUCAGUUUUCAUCUGCUUACCAUCCUCAAACUGAUGGCCAAACAGAAAGAGUAAACCAAUGCCUUGAGAAUUACCUCAGGAGCAGAAGGCAUUCGGUGAAUCGGCCGCCGACGCCGGACGUUCAAGAUGACGACGAUGAUCGCCGAUCACAGGAGCCUACGCUUCUUGAGAUCGUCAAUAUUAAGUUGAUUGAGAGUGGAGAGAAGGAGCGGUUGAUGGAAUUGGUGAGGGAGAGGCUGUUGGAGUGUGGUUGGAAGGAUGAAAUGAGAGCUCUUUGCAGGGCGAUUAUAAAGAAGAAUGGUAGGGAAAAUGUCACAGUAGACGAUCUUGUUCGUGCCAUUACACCGAAAGGCAGAGCUUCUAUACCAGAUUCUGUAAAAGCUGAGCUUCUACAGAAGAUCAGAACAUUUCUUGUUUCUGUUGCACAUUGA
This is a messenger RNA of Striga hermonthica, 585 nucleotides long. The record is from the annotation of a GenBank genome assembly. NCBI's taxonomy places the organism in Eukaryota, Viridiplantae, Streptophyta, Magnoliopsida, Lamiales, Orobanchaceae.